Dreissena polymorpha is the source of this 3616-nucleotide messenger RNA. RefSeq lists its product as uncharacterized. Lineage: Eukaryota; Metazoa; Mollusca; Bivalvia; Myida; Dreissenidae. The transcript has 3 exons. Bases 831 to 1781 code for a protein of 316 amino acids. The record is from RefSeq and is a predicted model, not a curated record.
CUGUACACAUGUCACUGUGCAGCUAGUCUGGAGUGACACUGUACACAUGUGCAGCUAGUCUGGAGUGACACUGUACACAUGUGCAGCUAGCUAGUCUGGAGUGACACUGUACACAUGUGCAGCUAGUCUGGAGUGACACUGUACACAUGUGCAGCUAGUCUGGAGUGACACUGUACACAUGUGCAGCUAGUCUGGAGUGACACUGUACACAUGUGCAGCUAGUCUAGAGUGACACUGUACACAUGUGCAGCUAGCUAGUCUGGAGUGACACUGUACACAUGUGCAGCUAGUCUGGAGUGACACUGUACACAUGUGCAGCUAGUCUGGAGUGACACUGUACACAUGUGCAGCUAGUCUGGAGUGACACUGUACACAUGUGCAGCUAGUCUGGAGUGACACUGUACACAUGUGCAUUAAACACAGUUUUCCCAGAGCGAGACAUAAAUAUUUAAUCAUUUGUCCCUGAACAGGACAUGCUCACUCGUUAAAUCCUACAUAACUUUGGAUUUAACCAUGUGUGAUUGCAUUUUGCUGAUAAGACAGACUGUAGGUCGUUAAUCAUGUAAUGAAGAUCUUAUAAUCUUACACAUUGUGUAAUAAUGUAGAUUCUUUUAUUUUCAUUUUCGGAUGUGAAAUUUUGUGGAUUAAUAAAAUCUUGGCAUUGUCGUUUGAUAUUAAAUUUGUCCAAAUAUACACAAUUAACAAUGGUAUGGGGUCUUUGCCAGAUAUUUAAUGGAUAAGAUUCCUGCAUAUUUUAGUUUAAAUGAAAACUCCUCUUCCCAUCAUGAGCAGCACAAAAUCACAUAGGUAAUUAGGUGGGAAACAACACUAUGGUCCCCAUGAGUAAGCUGGAAAACAAGACUAUGGACUCCAUGGGUAAGCUGGGAAACAAGACUAUGGUCCCCAUGGGUAAGUUGGGAAACAAGACUAUGGUCCCCAUGGGUAAGCUGGAAAACAAGACUAUGGUCCCCAUGGUUAAGCUGGGAAACAAGACUAUGGUCCCCAUGGGUGAGUUGGGAAACAAGACUAUGGUCCCCAUGGGUAAGUUGGGAAACAAGACUAUGGUUCCCAUGGGUAAGCUGGAAAACAAGACUAUGGUCUCCAUGGGUAAGCUGGGAAACAAGACUAUGGUCCCCAUGGGUAAGCUGGAAAACAAGACUAUGGUCUCCAUGGGUAAGCUGGAAAACAAGACUAUGGUCCCCAUGGGUAAGCUGGAAAACAAGACUAUGGUCUCCAUGGGUAAGCUGGGAAACAAGACUAUGGUCCCCAUGGGUAAGUUGGGAAACAAGACUAUGGUCCCCAUGGGUAAGUUGGGAAACAAGACUAUGGUCCCCAUGGGUAAGCUGGAAAACAAGACUAUGGUCUCCAUGGGUAAGCUGGGAAACAAGACUAUGGUCCCCAUGGGUAAGUUGGGAAACAAGACUAUGGUCCCCAUGGGUAAGUUGGGAAACAAGACUAUGGUCCCCAUGGGUAAGCUGGUAAACAAGACUAUGGUCCCCAUGGUUAAGUUGGGAAACAAGACAAUGGUCCCCAUGGGUAAGCUGGGAAACAAGACUAUGGUCCCCAUGGGUAAGCUGGGAAACAAGGCUAUCAUCCCCAUGGGUAAGCUGGGAAACAAGACUAUGGUCCCCAUGGGUAAGUUUAGAAACAAGACUAUGGCCCCCAUGGGUAAGGUGGGAAACAAGACUAUGGUCCCCAUGGGUAAGUUGGGAAACAAGACUAUGGCCCCCAUGGGUAAGGUGGGAAACAACACUAUGGCCCCCAUGCCAAAUAUAAAAUAGAGUAAACUUUAAUAGAAGUAUCUGAUGAGCACGCUGACAGUUUGGGCUAAUUUGUCUAGACUUGUCUUAAACAAUGGAUUUUCAGAUCAAGGCCAAAAGAUUUCACGUGAAAGUGCUGUGGGUUUAUAAUGCAUCUCUCCUAUGACAAAUAUCUUGUUUCCCAUAACACUUUUUUUUUCAAACCUCUUUCAACAUUUAAGAUCCAUACCCAGAUAUACAUAUAACUUUUACAAUGUAGGUUAAAGGGGCCUUUUCACGUUUGGGUAAAUUGACAAAAUUGAAAAAAGUUGUUUCAGAUUCGCAAAUUUUCGUUUUAGUUAUGAUAUUUGUGAGAAAACAGUAAUACUGAACAUUUACCAUGCUCUAAAAUAGCCAUUAUAGGCAUCUUUUGACGAUUUAAAAACCAAAAAAUUAUUAAGCGUUGCAACGAGAAACGAAUUAAUAACUUGAAGAGUUCUGUUGUUGUUGUUAUAUCUUGGGGGAUUGCUUAUAUAAAGUAUAAAAUACAUGUAAUAUUGUGUUCGGAAGGAUGGUCGUGUGGUCUUAGUCGUAGUCUUUUUACCCCAGGACUCCAGAGUCAGCUGAGUCCUGCUGAGGGUUAACUUUUGUUUCUUUUUUAAAAUUUAUUCUUGAUUUUUUACUGGAGCUUUUUAUAUCCAAUGUUACCAUUAAUCAAUAUAAAGCAUUUAAUGACAAACUUCAAAACAUGCCAAAAUCUGUGAAAAGGCCCCUUAAGCAAACAAGAACUUAUCUGAUGGCUUAUCCAUUUCCCACUCCGAAGCAAAGUGAAAAUGGCCAUAUGCAAACAGCAUUAAACCCAAACAGCCUGCAAGUUACUCACAGUCUAUUCAGGUUUUAUGCUGUUGAUGCUCAUCAGUAUCUAAAGGUUGGAAAUGAAGCGUUUAAAACUUGAAUCUAGUAAGAAAGGUCUUUAAUUAAAUUUAACUUUCUUAGGGACUACAAAUGCGUCCAAAUAUGUAUCUCAGUGGUUAAGGGUUAUAAUGAACAGUCAGAUAUUUUUUAGAAUCUAACUUUAUGUUUGUAUUAUAUUUCAUUAGUUGGAAACAAGAAUCCCUCAGCAUGGCUUUGAUUUUAUGUGUAAUUUUUAUGCCCCCUUUCGAAGAAAAGGGGGUAUAUAGUUUUCGCACCGUCCGUCUGUAAGUCUGUCUGUCUGUCACACUUUUUGUGUCUGCUCUCUAUUUCAAAUACUUUUCAUCCGAUCUUUACCAACUUGGUCAGAAGUUGUGUCUAGACAAUAUCUAGGUCAAGUUCGAAUAUGGGUCAUGCUGGGUCAAAAACUUGGUCACGGGGUCACUUAGUGCAUUUCAAGGAUUUAGCAUGGUAAAAUGCUCAUAACUUCUAUCAAAGCGUUUAUAGGGGGCAUUUGUCAUUCUAUGGUGACAGCUCUUGUUUUUAUCUAACAUGAAGAGGGUUAGUUUUUCAACCCAUACAUUUGACUUGUGUGUUUUUCGACUAAUUUUAUAUUUACUUAGAUAGCUUAAAGUCAUGCUUUAAGACCAACGCAGUGUGUCAGUGCAUCAAAAAUAUCAAAACGAAUUAAUAUAUAUUUUAUCACAGCUGAUGUCAUAAGAUAUCCAAUACUUUGUAAUUGAACAAUUGAAUAUAAGAUAGCAAUACAUGUACAAUGAAAGUAAAACAAAAGUGUAAUCAGCAUUUUGUUAAUGAAAUGGGGAUGUUCUUUUCAUUUAAUCACUAAAAUUUUACUUUGAAACAUUUUUUUUUUAACCAACCACUGGUUCAAUUUUUUUCCAAUUGAAAAUCAGUAAACCAAAUCAUAAAAAAGUUGCUUAUUUGUACUACAUGCAUUAUUUUUA